GUGUGGCUGAAGUCCAAAGAGCAGAUUCCAUCAAUCCUGACAACGUGGAUACUUUGCCACUCCCAAUGGAGACUGAAGAACCUGCAGGAGACCAAGGUGAGCACAAGGACAUUGAAGACGAAGGUGAGGAGGAGAAGCCAAUGGAGGUUGACGUGCAUGUCGAACCCAACAGUGCACAGCUUGAGGUGAUGGAGGUGCCAAGUGGCCAGAAGACAGAGAAGCCUGAAGAGCCUCAUGAGGUCCAGGAGGGCGAGGCAGAAAAGCCUGAGGAGCCUCAUGAGGUCCAGGAGGGCCAGCCAGAAAAGCCUGAGGAGCCUCACGCCGAGGAGAGCAAGAUGGAGAAGGUUGAUCACGUUGCUGGCCAA
Durusdinium trenchii is the source of this 365-nucleotide messenger RNA. The record is from the annotation of a GenBank genome assembly. NCBI's taxonomy places the organism in Eukaryota, Dinophyceae, Suessiales, Symbiodiniaceae.